Pezoporus flaviventris is the source of this 2247-nucleotide messenger RNA. It is a transcript of the gene SLC46A2, whose product is annotated as solute carrier family 46 member 2. Gene Ontology annotation, molecular function: transmembrane transporter activity. The transcript has 4 exons. NCBI's taxonomy places the organism in Eukaryota, Metazoa, Chordata, Aves, Psittaciformes, Psittacidae. Gene Ontology annotation, biological process: transmembrane transport. The record is from RefSeq and is a predicted model, not a curated record. Bases 284 to 1618 code for a protein of 444 amino acids. Gene Ontology annotation, cellular component: membrane.
CAGGGCGUUCUCCAGCUGUACAAAAGCCUCUUGUCUGUGAGCCGGGGAUCAGAGCAGCACAGGGAUGUGCGUGUGCGAGUGUGUGUAGCAAGGCGAGGUGCAGAUAUCCUCUUGGCCAGAUCAUCUCUUGCACAACGCUCUGAUCCUGCUCAGCCCAGCUUUUGUUCUUCCCUUUGCUGCUCCUCCCUAAGCAUGCCUCCAGAGCAGAGCUUCUGAAGAGCCAUUUCCUCCUGCACAUCUCCCUGAAAACAGCUCUCCCCAGGAAGAGGACGUCGCCAGCAGCAUGGUGGGGGUGACCGUGAUGAGGACGUGGAUUGAGCCCGUGGUCGCAGGUUCCCAAGUGGCUAGCGCCUUCUACGACACGGCGCUGCUGCUGGUGGUGAAGAACUACUACAACCAGACCAACGCCACUGCUCCUUCCCAUGUGCUGGAAGAUGCUCAGCAAAAGGCUGUCUCUAACUUUUAUAUCAUCUACAACCUUGUCCUGGGCCUGAGCCCACUGGUGUCAGCAUAUGGCUUGUCCAAGUUGGGGGACAGGAUACAUCGGAAGAUCCCCAUCUGCCUCCCUCUUCUUGGCUACUUGGGUUCCAAAUCUCUCCUGCUCCUCCUGCUCUUGCGGGGCUGGCCGAUCGAGGUGAUGUACGGGGCUGCUGCCUUCAAUGGGCUGAUGGGCGGUUUCACCACGCUCUGGGCAGGUGUCAUGACUCUGGGAUCCCUGGGCUCCUCCGAGAUCAAAAGGUCCCUUCGGCUCAUCAUUAUUGAGCUGGUGUAUGGCCUCUCUGGCUUUCUGGGAAGCAUGGCAUCCGGCUACCUCUUUGUUGGCUUCAGUGACCACUAUCAAGAGGGCACUGUGCUGGUGAGCUGCAGCAUCGCUUGUUAUGCUUUCUGCCUCCUCUACAGCAUACUUGUCCUGACAGUCCCCAAGCCAGCAGCUUCCUGCCCAGCCAAACCCAAGAGUGCAGAGGAGGUAAGCAGCCAGCUACCAGGCCACACAAAGAACAGCAACUCCACUCCAGUAUCACCCUCGAAACUCAUCCUCACUAUGCUGUUUAUGGCAGCAAUCCUCUAUGACCUUGCUGUGGUUGGUGCGAUGAACGUACUCCCACUCUUCUUGCUCAGGGAGCCUUUAAGUUGGAAUGCUGUGCAAAUUGGACAUGGCAAUGCUGCUGGGUAUGUGAUCUUCAUCACCAGCUUCCUAGGUGUAUUUGUGUUCUCCAAAUACCUGAAGGAUAUAACCAUGACAAUGAUCGGAGUGGUAUCCUUCAGUGCUGGCAUCCUCAUCAUGGCCUUCGUUAGGUGGACAUUCCUUUUCUACAUUGCACGGGCAGUGAUGCUCUUUGCCCUCAUCCCUUUACCAACCAUCAGAUCCAUGUUAUCCAAGCAUGUUGAAGGAUCAUCUUAUGGUAAAGUGUUUGUCCUGCUGCAGUUGUCUUUAGUCACCACAGGAGUAGUGACAUCUACAGUCUACAACAAGAUCUAUCAAAACACACUGAACUGGUACAGCGGCUUCUGUUUCAUCUUGUCUUUUCUAGUUGGCUGCCUGACUCUCCUCCCUUUGAGCAUCGUGGCCAUCAAACAACGUUCAACCACUGGCUCCCUUCAGAUUCUGACCGACUGACAGAGGCUGUACCAGCUAAAGCCUCUUUUGGUGUUAAUCAACUCUUCAACUUACCAAAAUGGAAAACUUGCCAAGCAUUAGUCACCACAGUUAUCAUGAUGGGAAGCAUCUCAAUUUGUGUUUCCAUUUCACAGCAUGCCACAGGCUUUCAGCCAGUGAACUCACCCAGGACAAAGAAGUUUGCCUUGUUAUUUCUGCAGUACAUCAUCUUACAGAGUACAUGUACUGGCUGUUGAACACCAGCAGUCUUCACAGCAUUUCAUUUUUCUGCUAGGCUGGUUAGCAAUUAUGCUGAGGGACAACAGGGUAGAAAUGAAAAUGGCAUUUCUAGACACAUCAAUCAGUGUGGAAGUGGAAAGCAGAGGAUCAAUUUUUCAUUAGUUCCUUCCCAUCUGUUCAUUAGGAAACCUCAGGGCUCUGUGCCUUCAGCUGAUGAAGCAGGGGCCCACGAGCCACAUGCACACAGUUGUCAGCAGGACACACUUGUUCUCCAACUGCUACAGAAGAUGGGUCAGCCUGGCCAAUCAAUGUUUUAGAGAUUACUGAACACAGAAACACCACUGUAAAAAACAUUAAAUGUAAGAUUAAGACACUUUUAGUAAUUCUCUACAAUAAAACACUCCUGAACA